AUGGAUGGGGAUGCAUACAAUGCUGGAGAAGAACUAUUUCCUGAAGAUGUUGCCAGUGAUGAGGACUCCAAUGAUUCCUUCAUGUUGAAACAGGGUGAUAAUGAUCUUGAAGGUGAUAUUAAUAAUAGCAUUGGUAAUAUUAACAGUAAUGAAAAUGAGAAGAAUCAUCAUAAUGAUAAUAAUAAUGAUGAUUAUGAUAGAGAUGGCGAAGAAGAAGAAGAAAACACAUGUAUCCCAUAUUUGGCCCCACAGUGGCGUUCAACAUUUGCUCAUGUUGCUAAUUAUACUGGAUCCAUGGCUGAGAAAAAAACAGGAUGCGUUAACAGUGAUGUUAUUCCUAAUAGUAAACAAGGUACACUUCCAGAAAUUUCUACAUUAACGGUUCCAAUAGAUGUGUCAAGUGAUACAAAUGAUAAUAAAAGUAUCCUGCAUGUUAAUCUGGAAAAACUUUUUGUAGAGUCUCUAUCCUCUGUUUCAUCUGAGUCAACACUUCCUAUUUGUAGUAUACUACUUCAGAAUCAUUUUGGUGUUGAAUCAGGUCAAUUCCGUCCCGGUCAACAAGAAGUGGCAUUAUCAAUCCUACAAGGACAUAAUACACUUGCGGUAUUUCCUACUGGAUGGGGUAAAAGUCUCUGCUAUCAGUUUCCAAUACUUGUACAUCGGAUGCUUUUUGAUGCGGAGUUAAAAAUAUGGGAACGUCAACAACGCACAGUAAAUCUCGAGACAGAUAAUAUGAAAGUAACAUCAACAAUAACAGAAGCAAAAUUAGUUUCACCACCAGAAUCCCGUUUUGCUCUUGUUGUAUCACCAUUAUUAUCACUUAUGUCUGAUCAAGCUGAAAAAAUAACGAAAAAUGGAAGUCUUCGAACAGCUGUUCUUUCUUCUGCUAAUUCAACUUCUCGUGAGAAAACCAUUUUGGACGAUUUAGCUUCACCAUUAUGUCCUAUUGACUUACUCUUUAUUUCACCUGAGAGACUUGUUCGUCAUACUGAACUUCGUAAUUUGCUUAAAAAAUAUAUACAUCGUAUUGCAUUUAUAUGUGUUGAUGAAGUUCAUUGUGUUUCUCAAUGGGCUUAUGAUUUUCGUCCUUCUUUUAUGUACUUGCAUCGUGUACUGGAAAACCUUACCAAUACGGACGGUAUAGCAAAUGUUAAAGGUAAAAAAAUUCCACCUUUUUUGUGUCUUACAGCAACAGCAGCACCAUCAGUUAUUAAUGAUUUACAAGCAGUUUUUCAUAUUAAUCGAACUGUUAUGGUACCCUAUCACCGUGAAAAUUUAAAACUUGAUUCUGUUCCACUUGUAGAGGAUGGAUGUAACAAACCCCCUACACAACGAAUGCUACAAGAAAAACUUUUACAAGCCGUUUUAGAGUUACCAAAACCAAUGCUAGUGUAUGUACAAACUCGUGUGGAUGCGGAAGAAUUAGCAACAUUUCUUACAUCAAAAUUAGGUGCCGCACAAAGUGGAAAAGAAAAGAAUGAUAAAAAUUCUUCUUCUUCUUCAACAUCAACAUCAACAUCUAUUUUUACAAGUUAUACACAUGAACAAAUACGAAAAAAUAAUGAUGUUGAAGGUGUUGAAGGAAAUCGUAUGGUUAUUAGAAGUUAUCAUGCAGCUAUUGAAAGACAUAUACGAAAUAGGACACAACAACAAUUUAUGCAGGGUAAUAUAGAUGUGUUAAUUGCUACAGUAGCAUUUGGUAUGGGUAUUGAUAAACCUAAUAUUCGUUCUGUCAUUCAUGCAUCUUUACCGAGUUCACUUGAAAGUUAUGUACAAGAAACUGGUCGUGCAGGUCGUGAUGGUAAAAUAUCUUUUUGUCGUCUUCUUUAUAAUCCUUUUGAUUAUUACACUUUACGUUCUCGUGCUUUAGCUACUUUUAUUUCUCCAGGAGAAAUGUUAGCUAUUGUGAAAUCUAUUCUUGCUAGCCCUAUAACUCAAGUAGGGGAAAAACUUGCUAUUGUAUCUGUAUCAAAGAUAGCAGAAGAACUUAUAUUAAGUGAAGAAACGGUUGAAACUGUACUAUUUAUGCUUUUAACUCAAGAAAAUGAAGUAUUACGUGAGUUACGUGGAACUAUUCCUAUUGGAUAUCGUAUAAUUCACACUACUUCAGAUAUUACUGCUAUUUCGGAUCCUUGUAUGAAACAACGAAAACGUGGACGUAAUGAUUCCUCCUCAUGUGGUGUGAGCAGUAUUCUUGCCCAGUUGGAGGAGCGGGAUGGUGUGCUGGAGCUCUGCCGGGGUGGUGGUCGCAUUGAGCACGUCGUGCUGGCGGCCAACGACCUCGGGAUGUCGCUGGCGGACCUUCAGUUCCGCCUGGACGAUCUCGUGCGGGGCGGCGGGGUGUCGCUGCGGGCGCUGGCGGCGGGGCACAUCGUGGUGCCCGGCGGGGGGUUCGGCGCCGACACGGCGGGGGUCGCCCGGCGGCUGUGGGACGCCCACCGCAGGCGGCACGAGGCCCAAUCGGCGGGACUCGCAGCGACCCUCGCGGUCCUCCGCCGGCCGACGCACGAGGCGGUGCGGGCGGCUCUCGAGGGGGGCGACACCCCCGACUGGCGGCCACCACCGCGGGGACUCACAAAGGUCGAAGCCGUGCAGGUCGCAAACGACUUUGUCGAUAAGAACCGCCCGCGGAUACGAUCUGUUUAUGAGGUGGUACGGGCGUUGCUUGGUGUAAUGCCCAAAUCUAUCACACGUCAUGGGAAGUACGCUGGGGAGCUGCCACUUAGUGUAAGUUGGUAUGUUGCCUCACCGUACUUUGGAAUGUUGCGGGAGUUUGAGAUGGAAUGGCUGCUGAAGGUACUCGCACCUCACAAUUUGGGUGAGGAGACAACCCCAGAUAACAGCGGUCGUUUACCGGUUGUAUAA
This is a messenger RNA of Trypanosoma theileri, 2865 nucleotides long. Its product is annotated as putative ATP-dependent DEAD/H DNA helicase recQ family. Gene Ontology annotation, cellular component: nucleus; chromosome; cytoplasm. The record is from RefSeq and is a predicted model, not a curated record. Lineage: Eukaryota; Euglenozoa; Kinetoplastea; Trypanosomatida; Trypanosomatidae. The coding region runs from base 1 to 2865 and encodes 954 amino acids. The transcript has a single exon. Gene Ontology annotation, biological process: double-strand break repair via homologous recombination. Gene Ontology annotation, molecular function: four-way junction helicase activity; nucleic acid binding; 3'-5' DNA helicase activity.